Mytilus trossulus (common blue mussel) is the source of this 1592-nucleotide messenger RNA. RefSeq names its product alpha-galactosidase A-like. The transcript is spliced from 8 exons. The coding region runs from base 306 to 1529 and encodes 407 amino acids. Gene Ontology annotation, biological process: glycoside catabolic process; oligosaccharide metabolic process. Gene Ontology annotation, cellular component: cytoplasm. Gene Ontology annotation, molecular function: alpha-galactosidase activity. The record is from RefSeq and is a predicted model, not a curated record. NCBI's taxonomy places the organism in Eukaryota, Metazoa, Mollusca, Bivalvia, Mytilida, Mytilidae.
GUGAUGCAUGUCUCUACCCCACAUAGCAUGCGAAGCGGAACCGUUUAUAAAUAAGAACUGUAGUUCACAAAAGGACAUCUCAUAUCGGUAUACGGUAAAUUAUUAUCAUAUAAUUUUUAAUCAAUACAAGAACAUUUAUAGAGCAGAGCAUUUUGGUCUCUUCUAUCAUUUUUGUGUCGAUUUGUGUAGCUUCAAGUUUAUGUUUUAUAUUUUUGCUUCAAACGAUGGAGAACUUGAUUUUAGAAUGUAGCUGAGGGAUUUAGUUGUCAGCAAACAAACAAAGAAACCAAGAUUGACAUUGCUAAAUGAAGAUGUUCCCUGUAGCUGUAAUUUAUAGUGUAGUAUUGAUAAACUACUUAACCCUUGCUUUGGACAAUGGGUUAGCUAGGACUCCUCCGAUGGGUUGGAUGUCAUGGGAAAGAUUCCGAUGUUUUACCGAUUGUGAGGCUGAACCCGAUAACUGUAUAAGUGCAAAGCUGUUGAUGCAAAUGGCCGAUCAGAUGGUAGAUGGCGGUUAUCUCGACGCUGGUUAUGAGUACUUGGCGGUUGACGACUGCUGGAUGGCACACCAGAGAAAUACCAGUGACGGCAGAUUAAUGGCAGACCCUCAAAGAUUCCCUGGUGGUAUGAAACCUGUCAUAGACUACAUUCACUCCAAAGGUCUAAAGUUUGGUCUCUAUGGUGAUGUUGGUUCAAAGACUUGUCAAGGUUACCCUGGAAACGAGUUCUAUAUCCCUCUGGAUGCCGAGACUUAUGCUUCGUGGGGUGUUGACAUGUUAAAAAUAGAUUGUUGUUACGCAGCAGCUAGCGUUGAAGGUAUUGAAGUGAUGGGAUUUUUCCUGAACAAAACUGGUCGGCCAUUUUUGUAUGUUUGUUGUAGUUGUGCUAAUCCUCAAGGAACUUAUACUCCUGGUGCAAAUACAUGUAAUACUGUGAGAUCGUAUAUGGAUGUACAAGAUAGCUGGGAAAAUGUCUACCAAAUAAUUAGUUUCUAUGGUGAUAAGACAGAGGAGUUUAUUGAUGCAGCAGGACCGGGUCAUUGGCACGAUGCUGACAUGUUAGUUGUUGGAGACUAUGGUUUAAGUCUGAAUCAACAGAAGAUCCAGAUGGGCAUGUGGGCUCUGUUUGCGUCUCCUCUAUUUAUGUCUGUAGAUCUAAGGGAUAUUGAUGUCGAGUCAAAGAAAAUAUUAUUGAACAAAGAAGUAAUAGCCAUAAGCCAAGAUCCACGUGGUAUACAAGGAAGAAGAAUGUUUAAGUUUUCUGUCCGACAAGGUAAUGUGGAAGGUUGGUUAAGACCACUGUCUCCAAAGGGAAAGUAUGCUGUGGGAAUAUUGAAUUCUAACAACUUUGGAUGGUUACAAUACGUCAAUAAAACACUGAGCGAUUUUGGGCUUUCAAAUCAAAAGGGAUAUGACUUGACUGAAGUGUUUACAGGAAAGAAAUAUGGUCCACUAAAGCCUUCAGAUGAACUUAUCUUAAAAAUGGAACCAACUUCAUUGUUUUUGGCAGUGGCAGUUCCUCUGAGUUAAUACUGGAAGCAAUGUUUAUAUUGUUAAAAUUUGUUCUUGUGAGUUUCUUAGUUUAUGUAUAUA